AGAGAUCUCUAUAGUGGGCGCUCCAUUAAAACCGUUGGCGCUCCUGACCUUGGCGUCGUGAAUGCGCAAAGCCAGCAGCGCAGACUGUGCAAAGCAGGAGAUGUCUGAUGUGAGGAAAGAUCUGAUGUGUCUCCGAUAGGGAAGCGCGGGCGGGCGGACACGCGUACAUUCCAGCCCAUUGUCUUAUCACCGAGCCGACAAGGGGGAAUGCAAUGGAGGACGUCCACAGAUGGAGCGCGUAACGGCGUCUGUUAAAGCAGAUCGGUGUUCUCUGCAACGAAAAUGAGAAGAGGCGAUGGCUCAUACCUGCCUGAGGUGUAUUUGGAUUUGUUAAGCAUCGGAUCCGAAAGCAGUCUGCGUGACGAGUUCAGCACCAAGGACCUGAGCCGACACUCGUCUACGUUGGUGUUGCGCAAGGAUACAAACCAUGUGGCCGGCUACAUCUAAAGACCAUCUGCUGCCCGCGCACCUGCUCCACCAGCAAGGGAGCGUUACCAUCACCCAUUGCGCUCUGCUCUGGUGGAUAUUAUGCUCCUGCUGGUCAUUUACCAAGGCCACGAGCCAAAAGUUCUACCCCACGGUGACCACCCAAUUCGGGAAACUGCGAGGCCUCAGGGUGCCCGUGCCCAGCGAGGUGCUCAGGCCCGUUGACCAGUAUCUGGGGGUCCCUUACGCCGCCCCGCCGGUGGGGGACAAGCGCUUCAUGCCCCCGGAUCAGCCAUCUGCUUGGUCGGGCAUAAAGAACGCCACCCACUUCAUGCCCGUGUGCCCUCAGAACAUCCACAGCACAGUGCCAGAGAUAAUGAUGCCCAUUUGGUUCACCUACAACCUGGACACGGUCGCCUCGUACAUCCAAGAUCAGAGCGAGGACUGUUUGUAUCUCAACAUCUACGCUCCGACGGAGGAAGGGAGCCAACACAAGAAAAAGGGCUCAUCUUUUUCUCAUGCUGAGACACAUAUAUCAGAAGAUAUAAGGGACUCGGAAGCUCGACCCGUGAUGGUAUACAUCCACGGAGGCUCCUAUAUGGAAGGCACCGGGAACAUGAUGGAUGGCAGCGUGCUGGCCAGCUACGGCAACGUUGUUGUGGUCACGCUCAACUACAGAAUUGGAAUAUUAGGGUUCCUCAGUACCGGAGACCAAGCUGCAAAAGGGAAUUAUGGACUCCUGGAUCAAAUUCAAGCUCUCCGUUGGAUCAGUAAGAACAUCGGCUACUUUGGAGGGGACCCGGGUCGUAUCACGGUUUUCGGAUCUGGAAUCGGAGCGUCCUGCGUCAGUCUGCUAACACUGUCCCACCACUCGGAAGGGUUGUUCCAUCGAGCCAUCAUUCAAAGCGGUUCUGCGCUGUCCAGUUGGGCUGUCAACUAUCAACCGGUCAAGUACACUCGCAUGCUGGCCGAGAGGGUGGGCUGCAACGUGUUGGACACGGUAGACAUGGUCACCUGCCUGCAGAAGAAGACGGCAAAGGAGCUGGUGGAGCAAGACAUCCAGCCCGCCCAGUACCGCGUGGCAUUCGGGCCGGUGAUCGACGGCGACGUCAUCCCCGACGACCCCGAGAUUCUGAUGGAGCAGGGCGAGUUCCUCAACUAUGACAUCAUGCUAGGUGUCAAUCAAGGGGAGGGGCUGCGCUUUGUGGAGAACGUCAUGGACCUGGAAGACGGCGUGUCGGGAAGUGACUUUGACUUUGUCGUCUCCGACUUUGUGGACAGUUUGUACGGCUACCCCGAGGGGAAGGACACCCUGAGGGAGACCAUUAAGUUCAUGUACACGGACUGGGCCGAUAAGGACAAUCCGGAAACCAGGCGGAAGACUCUGGUGGCUCUGUUCACAGAUCACCAAUGGGUGGAACCCUCGGUGGUGACGGCCGACCUCCACGCCCGCUACGGCUCCCCGACCUACUUCUACGCCUUCUACCACCACUGCCAGAGCCUAAUGAAGCCCGUGUGGUCCGACUCGGCUCACGGAGACGAGGUGCCCUACGUCUUCGGCAUCCCCAUGAUCGGCCCAACCGACCUGUUUCCCUGCAACUUCUCCAAGAAUGACAUCAUGCUCAGCGCUGUGGUUAUGACAUAUUGGACCAACUUUGCCAAGAGCGGGGAUCCCAACAAACCGGUACCGCAGGACACCAAGUUCAUCCACACCAAGGCCAACCGCUUCGAGGAGGUGGCCUGGUCCAAAUACGACCCGUACGACCAGCUCUACCUGCACAUCGGCCUCAAGCCUCGCAUCCGUGAUCACUACCGCGCCACCAAGGUGGCCUUUUGGAAGCACCUGGUUCCGCAUCUCUACAACCUCCACGACAUGUUCCACUACUCUUCCACCACCACCAAGGUCACCCCGCUGGAUCCCACCCAAUCCGGCGGCAAGCGAACAGGCGGCACCGGCCGGCCGCCAAUGUCCACGGGCCUGAACGGCGACGAAGGCGGGAGAGAGAUGGGCCCCCUGAUCAUGCCCAACCCUCGAGAUUACUCCACGGAGCUCAGCGUCACCAUCGCCGUGGGGGCUUCUCUACUCUUCCUCAACGUCCUGGCCUUCGCCGCGCUCUACUACCGCAAAGACAAACGCAGCCGGCAGGAGACGUCGCAGCAGCCCAGCCCUCAACGCGACAGCAAAGGAAACAACGCCGUUAGCGUGGACGAGACCCUUUCCCGGAACCAGUGCGAGGCCCUCCGCAACCCCAUCCACGUGUCCCCCACUAUGGACUACGCUCUCACCCAGCGCCGCUCUCCCGACGACAUCCCGCUGAUGACGCCAAACAACAUCACCAUGAUCCCCAACUCACUGAUGGGUCUGUCCAACAUGAGUCCAUACAGCACCUUCCCCGCUGGCUACAGCUCUGCAGGUCUGCCCAGCACUCACUCCACCACACGGGUAUAACUCGGCCGCUGAGCAGACUUGGCGUGAAGACGCAAACAUGUAAAGUUGUAUUUAGGAUGUUUAGAUGAAAUAGGAUGGAAUGUUUUUUGGGGUUUUUUCCAAGCAAGCUCCAGCUUCCUGCUUGCUCUCUCAUAACAGACAGUGUCAUUGUCACACUCAUGUUGCGCAAUGGCCGGCAGGCAAAAAAAACAACAACACAUAUUUGACAUCAUGGCUUUUUGGGAUUUUUCCUGGAAGGAACUAAUAAUCACAUUUUUACUGUUGGAUUUGUACGGGAAGCUCUUUCUUAUUAUCUGUUUUGAUCUGGUAGAGCUAUGGGACGUGACGACUCAUCGCAGGUCGGGGAUGAGAUGUUGAAGAAGCGGAAAACUUCAGUCUUGCUAUUAUUGAUAUUUUCUACAUAUUUCUCAUUGCUUCUUACGACGACGCAUUUUUAGCACAGUUGUUUUCAAACCGUUUUGCGUAAUUUCGUCAAAAGUGUACUCCAAUGCCAGAUCCUCGAGUAUCUCCAAAAUAUUUGACAAUUUAUACAAACAUGCCUUCCUACGCUAGCUAGGCUGGUGAGUAGGUGCCGCCGCUACAAAGAAAAUGUAAAUUAGGCAUUCUUGACAAAAGAAAUGUUUUGCAUAUGUAGUGUUGUGUAAUUUAUUGUACUAUAUUUGAGUAUCCUUGCUCUUUUUUUUUUCCCCCUUUCAAGUUUUCAAGUAUGAGUUAUUUUCCGCUUAAUACAUUGUACGACUAUAACCUCUGCUUCACUAGAGAAAACUUUAGGCUCAAAAUGUGUUUUCCUACUCUAACAUACUCUUAAUUCUUUGGGCUUUGCUUGUUUGUAUAGAAUAACAUUUGAUUGCUAUUUCUUUAUUAAUAUUCUAAACUCUUCAAAAAAAAAAAGAUAUCUGUAAUUACGUUGUGGGUGUAGUAUGUAUAACAAAGCCAUUAUUGGCAGUUAAAAUGUAGUCGCAUCGAAGCUACAUUACAAGUCGCCGAUAGUUUUCAGAGUGGUUCGGACCACGCUUGGUUGUCUGUUUUCGGAAGGAGAAGAUGGACUUUACGAUUUUAGUUCUUUCAACCAAUCAUAAUGUGCUUUAACCUAUUAAAGAAUUUUUCCAACUAAUGAUGAGAUUUGUUGAGUUCAGAAGGGUUACUUGGUGCAAUGGUGAUGCGUAUACUUUUCACUUUUAGCUAACACGGCAUUGUGGUCAUCGAGGAUUUCUGUUUUCAUAUCCUAUUAAGCGAACAGUAUUUUUUUUCUAUGGGGAUAGCCGGAAGAAAAAAAUCUUAAAAUAAAAUAUAUCAUACUGUCAUACAAAGUAGAAUUGGACCGAACAAUUUUAAAUGUACAUUUUAUUUGUAAUUUAUUUAGUGAUUCUUUCGUCUUCCACUAGAGGGCGCCAGCAUGUGACUGCUGACACUCGUAUCGCACUUUGAUGCUAAAUGCAUGUAAAACUAAAACCAGAUGUUUUGGUUUUAUCUUGUAAACCUGUUAAGAAUUUCCCAACUCCACAAAUGGUAUCGCAUUUUUCAGCCACUUCUUGUAAAUUCUAACCGCUACCCAUUGUCUUCUUUUGUUGUUGUCUCCUUAACCCUCUCGUGCCCUUUCCUCACUUGUUAGCAUGAAAGACUUUCCGAAGUGCUUAGUUAAAAGCGGAUAAAUCAUUCAUUUGUUUCAUCAAAAGCAAAUACUCCACCGCAGGAGGUCAUUGCCACUGAAUUUACGUCCUCCAAAAUGCUUGCCUGUUUGUUUCAUGGCUGCUUGUUUGUUUUUCCAGCACGGAUUAGCGCAGCAGAGAUAAGAGGAGGUGCAAAUAUUAUUACAGCUCCGCCUCCCGCUGUUCAAACACAUGUGGAACACAGUGUCCGGCACGCAAUCAUUUUAUCACACGCCACAUCCGAUCCAGAUAACACAGAUGCAGAAGAAUUUGCUAUUGCAUGGUUUGUCGCUGUCCAUGGUGCUGAUCAGGUGAUUGCAUCUUGUAGCGUUUGUGAGCUGGAUGACAAAUGCGUUUGUUUAAAGUCCAUUUAUCCACUGACUAAUGACUUUAAAGUAGUGUUUAAGUGUUAUAAUAAUUCAUAACGUGGGCCGCUCACAUCUCCCCUGCUCCCCAUCUGCACCCCCCCCCCUCCAAUUUGAAUACUUACAUAAAUGACUCUAUCUCUCCCGCGAGCCACUGAAGACUCCUCAUCUUUUUUUUUUUGAUCGUCAACAGCAAUAUCAUGCACCCCGUGUCCCGAACGCUGCCUUGUGUGCCAUUGCUUUAGGUUAAUGAAGGCUUCUCAUCUCCUUGCGUUCUUUUCAAAGCCAUUUCAAAAGUGUCUGUCCUCAUCCACACUUGAGUUUAACAAUGCCAGCGUCGUUAAUCUUCUUCUAUACGAUGUUGUCGUUAAAGCAAAAGUAUCUUUGAGGGGUUCGAUUUAAUUGGAAAACAAAUCAGUCACGAAGAUGAUGGCAUAAAAAGUUACACACUUGAUGAUAAGAACUCGCUCACAAAGUCUUCUUUUAGCAAUGACCAAUCCAAAUGGAGUGCAAGAGAGAUUCCAGCUAUGUGUUUAAAAGGGCAUAGCAUGGAAAAAUUAGAAGGGGAUCUUAUUCCCCCUAAAAAGGGGAGCAUAGCAGUGUUCUGUCCAGUUCCACACUGGCUUCUUUGUACUGAACCCAGCUUUGACAUCAACUGGGUCAAAUAAGGAAGGGUGGGGGGGAGCGGGCAGCAGCUGGACCUGACUGUCAAUGUCACCCUUGUUAGACAACUUCAUCAACGUCCGUCACUAGCAUGUCGAUUUGUUUUGCUACCUUUUCCCAGGCACACCUCUAAUCGAUGUUUAUUUCGACAACACAACUUACGGCUAAGUUAAUUUAGAUGCUGAGGAAAUCCAUUUGUUAAUACAGCAUUUAAAUGAAAGAAAAUGGAAAUUAUGUUGUCUUAUUGAAAUUAAACAUCAGUAGCUUGGGCGGCAAAGAGUCAAAUAUAACUACUUUUAUUAGUUUCGAAGCAAUUUAUUGCUGGUUUUAUUGUUAACAAGGCUAUUACAUGCAUUGUGUUUUUUAUAUUAUUAUUGUUUAUUAACAUGUAGCGCCUAAGCUACAUUUACAAUAAAAAUAUUGUUACAAUCAUACCUCUGUGAUAGUAUCAAUCAAAAUAGAUUUUUUUAAUAGUUUUUUUUAUAUUUAUUGUAAUAAGGAUUUGUCCAGUUGACACAAAAGCUCAUUUGAUUCACUCCCCUCAUUUCUGGACCUGA
This is a messenger RNA of Syngnathus typhle (broad-nosed pipefish), 6109 nucleotides long. Its product is annotated as neuroligin-3-like. Gene Ontology annotation, biological process: modulation of chemical synaptic transmission; neuron cell-cell adhesion; presynaptic membrane assembly. Bases 428 to 2875 code for a protein of 815 amino acids. NCBI's taxonomy places the organism in Eukaryota, Metazoa, Chordata, Actinopteri, Syngnathiformes, Syngnathidae. Gene Ontology annotation, molecular function: signaling receptor activity; neurexin family protein binding. Gene Ontology annotation, cellular component: postsynaptic specialization membrane; synapse; cell surface. The transcript is spliced from 7 exons. The record is from RefSeq and is a predicted model, not a curated record.